This is a messenger RNA of Funneliformis caledonium, 152 nucleotides long. The record is from the annotation of a GenBank genome assembly. Lineage: Eukaryota; Fungi; Glomeromycota; Glomeromycetes; Glomerales; Glomeraceae.
GAAGCUGCUGUUAAUAUACACUCCAAAUACGUUAAAAGAUCCACCAACAGGCACCUGUGCUUUCUUGCGCGAAUGCAAAGAUGCAAACAGCAUCAUGAUUUAGUAUUUCGUUUGAUGAGCAGUACUUUAAGACAACCGCAAGAUCACAGGGC